Cimex lectularius (bed bug) is the source of this 3776-nucleotide messenger RNA. RefSeq names its product solute carrier family 35 member F5. Gene Ontology annotation, cellular component: membrane. The coding region runs from base 188 to 1588 and encodes 466 amino acids. The record is from RefSeq and is a predicted model, not a curated record. Lineage: Eukaryota; Metazoa; Arthropoda; Insecta; Hemiptera; Cimicidae. The transcript is spliced from 10 exons. Gene Ontology annotation, biological process: regulation of peptide transport.
GGUUAUCAAUCCCUUCCAGUCUCGUAUCGUUCAGGUUUUCCAGUCGGGCUCAGAUUCAAACAGAAAUCGUGGACGACCGUCAGACUCUGCAGACCUGGAGAUUCUCCUCGUCCUCCUUGUGAUGUAGCCGGGUCUCGUUUUCACCCGGUCCGACCCCCGAAGACGAAACGAGGGACGCCGUUCGUCCAUGUCAAACGAGUGCAAAUGCCAUUUCAAGGAGAUCAAACACAAAACCCCUUGUGAAAUGGUAAACAAACCUCGGAAACUCAUCCUCGGACUUUUUCUCCUCCUCCUCGUCGACGUUAUAUGGGUUUGUUCCUCAGAGCUGACAAAGUACAUUUAUCAGAAGGAGUCAUUUGAAAAGCCAUUUUUUAGUACAUAUGUAAAAACAUCCAUGUUUACUCUGUACCUGCUGGGUCUUUGUUUCUAUCCCCCAUGGAAAGAUUACAUUAAUAAAACUCCCAAGUAUACACAACUAGAGACAGAAGUUGAAGAAGAACCUGUACAAACUGAAGAUAACGGAAGUUUGAGUCCUCCGACUUACGUUCCAUUAAAGUGGGGUGAAAAACCGGAGAAAUGUUCCGGCUCGGAAAGCGACGACGCAUCAUUGCACAAAGCAGUUAAAUUUUGCAAACUCGCCGAGGUUCGCCAUAUGUCAGAAACGAAUGCGAGCGAUGCGUUCUGGGCCAGGCUCUCUUACCACGCGAGCAUUAAAGCCGGCCACCUUGCCAAAAGGGCUGCCAACAGAUUGUCGAUAGAACAAGUGGCAAAAAUAGCCUUCACAUUUUGCCUUUUGUGGUUUGUGGCCAAUUAUACAUUCCAAGCAGCCCUCGUAUAUACUGAAGCAAGUUCGGUAGCCCUGCUCUCUUCAUCAUCGAGCAUUUUCACAUUACUUUUGGCAGCUAUAUUUCCUUCCAGUGUUGCUGAUAAGUUCACCCUAUCUAAGUUUAUUGCAGUAAUUUUCAGCAUCUUUGGUUUGGUAAUGGUGAGCUUGUCAAAUUCGAGGUUUGAAAUAAACUUAUCUCUAGGAAUAAUACUGUCUUUAGUUAGCGCUUUUUUCUACGCCUCUUAUCUUGUCUUUCUACGAAGACUAGUAGACAAUGAUGAUAAAAUGGAAAUACCGAUUUUCUUUGGUUUUGUAGGUCUUUUUAAUUUUCUCCUGUUGUGGCCGACAUUUUUUCUUUUACACUAUUGUAAAUGGGAGUCGUUCGAAUGGCCGAACAAGCAUCAGUGGACUUGCUUAAUUAUUAACGGUCUAAUAGGGACUGUGUUGUCAGAAGCUUUGUGGCUCUGGGGGUGCCUUUUAACGUCGUCACUAAUCGCAACACUGGCCCUGAGUCUGACCAUACCUCUAUCGAUGUUGGCAGAUAUGGUGUUAUCAACAGUUGCGUAUUCAACAUUUUUCUACAUUGGUUCAAUACCGGUUAUCGCUUCAUUUAUAUUUGUUACUUUCCUACUACACCAUGACAAUAAUGAUCCUUUGUAUCAGUUGUGUAAAAGGGUAUUGCCUCAGGAAUCAAGGUUAUCAGAUGCAGAAUUAGAGCAGCGUGAAUCAUUGAUAGGUAUUAACGAAGACCACGAAGCCUAAUAUUUUUUUUUCAAUAAUUGGGUAAAUAUUACUUCACUGUUGAGAAUUGUGUAAUUAAAAUGUAAGAUAUUUCCGUUCGAAUUACUUGAUAAACAUCAAUUUUUUUUCUAUAAUUUAUUUUAUAUUUUAAAUUAUUGUUCUAUCACAUUGUACAUUGGAAAAGAAGUCCUGUAUAUAAUACCAGCUAAUAUAAAGACAUCCUUAAAUUGUUUUAAAAGGGGAAAAAACAUUGGUGCUGGAGGUGCAUUUAUUAUAGAUCUUUUUUGUUCAUUCCCUAAAGCAAAAUUUGACCUUUGGAAAAAAAAACAGUGACUUUAACAUCCUAUACAGUUUACACAUCACUGUGAAUAUUAUAAAAAAACAAACGCAGUGAGUUACAAAUUUGCUUGCAAAUUAUGAAACAUUUUUUGAACAAGAAAUUUUUUCUUAUAUAUAAUGAAAGUGAAGAGGACAAGCUGAGAUGGGAAUAUGUUAUAUGUUCCUUCCCACUUUUAUUUCUCAAAUGUUUAUAAAAUUAAAUAGCCCACAUAUCACAUGUCAGUUUAAAUUUUCUGAUUUAUUCUUUCAUAAUUGUUUCAAAUAAUAUCUAAAAAAAAUAAUAUAGAAAAAAACUCAUUACGUUGUCAUUGUUUUCAAUCUGAAGAUUCACUUUUUAAUGAGUGAAAGAAGGUGGGCACAUAUCAUGUCAGUUAAAUUUUCUGAUUUAUUCUUCCAGAAUUGUUUAAAAUAAUGGCUAAUUUAAAAAAAUCUCAUUAUGUUGUCAUUGUUUUGUAUCUGAGUAUUCACUUUUUAUGGGUGAAAGAAGGUGGGCAUUAUUGUAAUUAAUUUAUAUUCAAUUGUAUAUUUUGUAUUUAAAAAAAAUAAAAAAAUAAAAAAAUAACCCAUAAUGUCACAGGUAAGUCACAGUUUUUAUAGCUAGUUUUGGCCCAGUUAUUGGUUUUUCACAUUAGUCGGACUUCUGACUGUAGCUUCCCAAUUCAUUUGUUGGUCAUUUUCUUAAAAUUGCGUCUACUAGACCUGUGGCAUUCAUGGUUCACAGUAUGCCACCAGGUCUCUGGCCCAGAUCAAAAUUUUCCUUUUUCAUCUUCUUGAAUUAGGAAGUUUUUAAAUAAUUAAAAAAUACAAUAAUUAUGUUGUUUACAACUGACAGUUAAUAAAUUGUAAAAUUAGUGAAAACCGAAUAAUAUUGGGAGUAGGUAAGUAAACCACGUUUGAGAGACUUUGUGGCCUAGACCAAGACCUGUGGCAUUAAGGGUUAAUUAAAUAAAUAAUAUUUUUAUUAAUACUCUCUAUAAUGAUUUUGUACUGAAUGAUUUAUUAUUUUUUUAUCGUUGUUAAGGUACGUAAGUAUAAAAAAAAAUUCGUUUUCAUUCCAGGCAUUAUUUAAUUAUUUUAAUUUGAUUUUUUAAAAUUAAAAUUUAAAACGCUGUUUUUGAGCUUUUAGCUAGUCAAUUUGCAGGUAUUAGCCUACUUAUAAGGAAAAAACUCACUACAUUCUCGCUCGGUCCAAUCACUUUUUACAUUUAGAUCUAAUUUUAAAUCAAUCACAAAAUGAAAAAUAAGUCAACGUGCAAGCAUUCAAUUGCAUGUUUUUAAAUACGCUUAUUGUGAUAAAACUGAAAUCGGUUUAUUUAUUUAUUUAUUUGUAUUUGAAUAUGGCAAGUUGGUAUUUUAAAGGCAUAUCCAGCAUUAAUUUCUAUAUUGACAUCAAUAAAUGCUGGAAAUUUUGUAAUAUGCAAAUUUACUUUGAAUCGACUGAUAUUUUUGAAACGAGACUUUAAAAUUGAUUUGUUCUUAUGAACCGGAAAGGAAUAUUUUUAUUAAAAUAGUGCAAAUAAGAAAUUUUAAUUAGAUUUAUCAUUGCAAAAUUAGAUCAAUUACAAAGUUGUAGUGCUAAUCAUUAAAAUGUAUGUAAUAUUUAGCUCGACUUUUAUGCCGAUUAUACACUCCCCAUUAUAAAAAAAAAAAAAAUAUCGACUUCCAUCCUUUUUGGGAUCAUAAAAAGUUUUUUAUAAAAAAUCCUGGGGUCCUCACACUCCUUCAAUACAGCUGCCUAUAGCAUUUCAAGGGUCGUACGGGGUUGAUACCGUGAUGGAACCUUUCUUUUCAGACUUCUUCAAGGAUACGGAUAGUUGUCGGGUUCAGUACUUGCCAUCCAGAAUGUGAUAGACCUUCAUGUCAAUUACAA